GAUCUUUGAUUGCGAUUUUCAAACGCAUAUCGGGAUUGCGAUUUUCAAACGCAUAUCGGGAUUGCGAUUUGUGUUGAACUACAGACGCAAUCCCUAAUACAAACACAAGUUCCCCCUCCAGAAUACAAACUCCAAUUCCUUCACAGUUUCAAAGCCCUAGUCGUCAUUCCCCUCAAAAAUCUUCUGAUUUUAGUUUUGUACUUUGAAUUUCAGUUGGAAGAAAUGAUGGUUGCCCAUUCCAUGUCUCGUCUUCUUUCUUGUUCCUCUCCAGUCUGAAAUUUCCAGUGAAGAAAAGAACCUCAAAAAGUCUCUCCAGCUUACAAAAAUGUCCCAAUUUUGGAAACCAGGAACUGAACGUCCCCGUCUUGUAGAUGAUGAAGAGGGUGGUGUUCUGCUCUACCCCACUUCUUCUUCCUCUUCUUCCUCCGGAUUUGGUUAUGGGAGUUUAGAGAAGCAAAGGCAGAGGCUACCUGUGUACAAGUACAGAACUGAUAUCCUUUACUUAGUGGAGACUCAUGCCACUACCAUUAUUGUUGGAGAAACUGGCAGUGGCAAAACCACUCAAAUUCCUCAGUACCUCAAAGAAGCUGGCUGGGCUGAGGGAGGGCGUAUGAUAGCAUGCACCCAGCCAAGGAGGCUGGCAGUCCAGGCAGUUGCUUCAAGAGUUGCCGAAGAAAUGGAUGUUAAACUUGGUGAAGAAGUUGGUUAUACUAUUCGAUUUGAAGAUAUCACAAAUGAGGAAUUAACUAGGGUCAAAUUUCUUACUGAUGGAGUUUUGCUGAGGGAAAUGAUGGAUGAUCCUCUAUUGAGCAAGUAUAGUGUGAUAAUGGUGGAUGAAGCCCACGAAAGGUCCCUCUCGACGGACAUCUUAUUGGGACUACUGAAAAAGAUUCAAAGGCGUCGUCCUGAGCUGCGUAUUAUAAUAUCAUCGGCUACGAUUGAAGCAAAAUCAAUGGCUGCUUUCUUUAAUACCAGCAAAAAACGACGAGAGCAGGAGCAAGGACCAACAAUAGAACCUGCUAUUCUGUCAGUUGAGGGUAGGGGAUUUAAUGUGGAGAUAUUCUAUGUUGAUGAUCCUGUUUCUGAUUACGUUCGGGCCGUUAUUUCUACAGUGUUGUCGAUCCAUGACCAGGAGCGGACGGGAGAUAUCUUGGUGUUUCUCACUGGUCAAGAUGAUAUUGAUGCUGCAAUACAGUUGCUCACCGAAGAAGCCCAAAGUAGUGGGAAGCAAGGACUGGUUGCUGUGCCACUAUACUCGGGGCUUCCUCGAGCAGAUCAGGAUCUUGUGUUUUCCCCUACUCCUAGAGGAAAAAGAAAAGUGAUAUUUUCAACGAAUAUUGCUGAGACGUCAUUGACUUUAGAGGGAAUUGUCUAUGUCGUUGAUAGUGGGUUCUCAAAACAACGGUUCUACAACCCGAUUUCAGAUAUUGAGAAUUUGGUAGUGGCACCAAUAUCGAAGGCAUCUGCUCGACAAAGGGCUGGUAGAGCUGGAAGAGUUCGACCUGGGAAGUGUUUUAGGCUCUACACAGAAGAUUAUUUUGCCAGUGAGAUGUCUAUUGUGGGAAUACCGGAGAUACAGAGAUCAAACCUUGUUUCCUGUGUCAUCCAGUUGAAGGCCUUAGGUAUUGAUAAUAUCUUGGGUUUUGAUUGGCCAGCUUCUCCAUCACCUGAAGCGAUGAUAAGAGCGCUUGAAAUACUGUACUCACUUGGAGUAUUAGAUGACGAUGCCAAACUUACUUCACCUACUGGGUUUCAAGUUGCAGAGUUUCCACUGGUAUGUUUCUAAUUGGCCAUCUCAUAUGCACCAUAAAAUUUCCUCAUGUGUUUCUUAUUUGCUGUUCAGCAAAACUUUUUUCAGUUCUAGUAAUAUUACUUGCAAGUUGGAUUCUUCCCGUCAAAUUUACAAUUCUAUUAGCCUUUUAUGACACUUCUCACCAAACACUACCUCUCUCCCCCCAUUCACCAAUAAAGGAUAAAAGAAAUCCAUCAUACAAGAGUAAUGACCAAGGACUAUUUAUGCAUUUACAAAAAGUAAAGUAGCGCCUAGGGGUGUGGCCUAGCGGUCAAUGAAAUGAGAUGAGAAUCAUAGGAGACCCGGGUUCAAAUCCCAACAGAGGUAAAAAAUGCUAGGUGACUUUUUCCUAUUUGCCUAAGUCUUGGUGGGCAAAGUUACCCCUAUAACUGUGUUGGUGGAAGGUAGCAGGUACCUAGAGUAAACUAAACACACACCAUUAUAAAAAAAAAAAAGAAGCAAGGGACUAGGUAAAGUAUGGAGGGCAAGUUUCAUAGAUCUCAUCAUCAUCAUCUAUCGACAUGAGUGUGCCCAAACCAUGCCCUGUACUUAGGAGUAAAUGUUAUGGUAACUUAUUGUUGCCUUUUUCUAUUCGUUAAUUUCACUAUGAUCAUUGAAAAUAACCACCAAAUCAAUCUAUUAUGGUCUACGCUUCACACCCAUGCUAGUUGAGGUCAUCUGCAUAAAUUAUUUAUUGUCAUUCCACUCUUAUUGAGCUUGAUUUCAUUCCAAUACUAAAAAUUCGGGAUUCUCUAAAAACUAAGGUUAUCUAAUUUUUUUUUUUGAUGAAGUAAAUUAUAUUCAUCAGAAGACAUCAAGAAAAUGCGAAGAGUACAAAAGAGAUUGGAUAAUCAGCUCUAGUACAAAAGCCUAUGCUACUAUCAGGGAGCUAAUAAAAUCUACAAAAAUAGCUGUUAACAGGGGUGAGAUAGUUCCAACUGAGCAGAUUAACAGAGUCUUGAAGGAGUAGAUUGGAGUUGAAAUGCUAUCAAAACACCUUCGGUUCUUUCUUCCCAGAUACACCAAAAAAUUACUACUGGCACCAUUUUCCAGAAUUUCAUGCUUAUUCUUAUGU
Molecule: messenger RNA, 2867 nt
Organism: Nicotiana tabacum (common tobacco)
Lineage: Eukaryota; Viridiplantae; Streptophyta; Magnoliopsida; Solanales; Solanaceae
Source: RefSeq, a predicted model, not a curated record